Molecule: messenger RNA, 1527 nt
Organism: Pelecanus crispus (Dalmatian pelican)
Lineage: Eukaryota; Metazoa; Chordata; Aves; Pelecaniformes; Pelecanidae
Source: RefSeq, a predicted model, not a curated record
CCCGCCCAGGGCUGGAUGAACCAGCUGCACGUCUACGACCCCGAGCUUUUCCACCCCUCGCUCACGCACUCGGUGCUCGCCACGCUGGAUGGGGCCACCCUCAAGCUCUCCUACCCCAAGAGCAACAUCCCGCGCCGAGCCACCUUCGAGGAGGAAAUCCUCGAUGCCACCUUCGUCAGCCACCGCUGCUAUGACCUGACCAACGCCAAGGUCUUCCUCUGCCCCCCCAGCUUGGCCCGAAAGCGGACGUGGAACCAAAAAUACCCCAUCUGCGUCCUCCUCCCCGACCCAGUGGAGGUGGAGUGCAGGAGCGGCGAGGAGCACGACACGGAGCUGCAGAGGGACGAAGGGACAAAGAAGGCGCCAGUGCCGGGGCACGAUGUCCCGGGGGACUGCAGGGAGAGGUGCCUGUACCUUUUUGGGCGGACAGGGAGGGAGAAGGAGGAGUGGUACCAGCACCUCGUGCGAGCCUCCCGUGGGACACCCAGCAGCAGCCGCGGUGAAGCCAGGGCAGGCGUGGGACCGGCUCCGCGGAGCAGCGGCAGCAGCAGCGGAGGGAGCGCCGAGGACAUCCCCUCCGCUGUCCCACCCAAGGACCUGACGGGAAGCGUCCGACAGAAGAUUUUCCUGGAUUACAGCACCUACAUGGCCCGAUUCGUGCCAGUACAGGUGGGGGGCACCCCGGAGCGGAGCCCCUCGCACGGAGCACUGGGCAGCCCCACGCACACAAAGCUCGGCGAGGACACGGCCAGGAGCAGCGAGGGGUGCAUGGCCUGGAUGAACGCGCUGGUGGGGCGCAUCUUCUGGGACUUCCUCCGGGAGCGAUACUGGGCUGAGCAGGUGUCCAGUAAGAUCCAGAAGAAGUUGAGCAAGAUCAAGCUCCCAUAUUUCAUGAAUGAGCUGGCGCUGACGGAGCUGGACAUGGGCACAUCCAUCCCCUCGGUCCUCAGGGCCUCCAACCCCACCGUCAAUGACCGAGGUAAGAGCCCCGCAGAGCGGCAGGGAGCCCAGGGCUGGCCUCACAGCAGCCGUUAUCGAGGUACCAGCAUGGUCCCCGAAGCAGGGAGCCACGUCAGCGGCAACAGCACGAGCCGGAAGAUCCUGCGCUUCGUGGAUAAGAUCGCCAAGUCCAAGUACUUCCAGAAGGCCACUGAAAACGAGUUCAUCAAAAAGAAGAUCGAGGAGGUUUCCAACACGCCGCUGCUGCUGACGGUGGAGGUGCAGGAGCUGGCAGGCACCUUGGCCGUGAACAUCCCCCCACCACCGACGGACCGUGUCUGGUACAGCUUCCGAGUCCCACCGCAGCUGGAGCUGAAGGUGCGCCCAAAGCUGGGCGAGCGGGAGGUGACCUUCCUCCAUGUCACCGAGUGGAUCGAGAAGAAGCUGCAGCACGAAUUUCAGAAAAUUUUGGUGAUGCCAAACAUGGACGAUCUCAUCAUUCCCAUCAUGCGCUCUGGCCUGGAGCCUCAGCCAGCCGCGGGGGCACUGCCCGGGGACCUGCCAGCCAAGGGAGAGAAGCGGCUCUGA